Messenger RNA from Trichogramma pretiosum, 10763 nucleotides. It is a transcript of the gene pcx, whose product is annotated as pecanex-like protein 1. The transcript has 24 exons. Gene Ontology annotation, biological process: endoplasmic reticulum organization. Gene Ontology annotation, cellular component: membrane; endoplasmic reticulum. The record is from RefSeq and is a predicted model, not a curated record. Lineage: Eukaryota; Metazoa; Arthropoda; Insecta; Hymenoptera; Trichogrammatidae.
GUGCAGUAACCGUUAUCAUUGUCGAACUUGACGGAUUACAUUUGUUAUUUCUACGAUCUGAUGCAUUGCUUUGGCAUUAUACGUACGGUAUACAAACUGGAAGAAAAACGUAUAAACAGUUUGUAGAAUUUUGGCAAGACAGAAUUAAAUCUUUUACGUGCUUUGUAUUGAGAUGGAGGAAACAUGCUGUGGGUAGGAAGCAAUGGGUUCACAAACGCUGGAGAUAUUACGCCAGGGUGUCUGGGCAAGUCUUACUGGAGGCUGGUUUUACGAUCCUCGCCUAGAUGUCUUUUCAAACACGUUUCACCUGUACAUAUGGUUAUUCCUACUGUGCUUGCCAUUUACUAUUUAUUUGUAUUUUCCACCAGACUUGUACGUUUGGAUAGCGUACUGCUCGACCAUCAUCGUUCUUUUCGGAACCAUCAAAAUUAUUAACAAUACGCUUCACUCUGUGUAUGAUACGACCGAGUAUUUAGAAGAACCAACCCAAAAUGUUAGUCAACAGAAACCGGAAAGUGAGAAAAAGAGGGAUUCUCGCCUUAAAAGGAGGGAUCAAUCACAGGAACAAGACUUUUUGGGUAUUGAACUUCAAGUUUUAAAUGGAAAAACGGAUACUCCUCCCGUAGAAUGCUCAUCUCGUAAUUCAUACAUAGAGCAGAAUGCACCAAACGCGGAUGCUGACAGUAUAACAUCAGAUUAUACAAGAGAUAAGCCAAAUUCUACGAUUGAUUUGAAGGUUGAGAUACAUCGAAAAAAUAGUUCCGAAAGUUCAGAGGAGGCGACGCAUUUGAAUAAAUCCGCCGCUACGAGUAAACGAGUAACAAAUGUACACAAAGCCGAAAUGGUCUCGAAACAGGAUAACGAUCCUGAUUUUAGAGCCAAGACAAACGGUAAGAUAAUUCGUUUUUUCAUAUUGUAAGCAGCAUAUUAAUGGAAAUUUUAAUCUAUAUAAAAAAAUACCGGUUUUUGUUUUUUAGUUAAAAGAAAUCUAUCGACGUCGCGAAAGUUUUGUAGAUAUGCAUCCGAGGAUGCAUCUACAGCGCGUAAUCGUUACCCAAAAUCAAAUAUGGGUAAAACGGGCUCAGAGAGUCAAAUUAAACAAACAAGUUCGAUGGAAUUGGAACAACCAGAUGAUUAUGAGUAUUGGAAGUACAAUCAAAGCGUUCGAAGGCUUAAUUCUACUUCAAUACCAAUGGAGAUGCUCAAUGAUCAUCCUCAGAGUCUUGAAAUCAUUUCAAUAAUGACAAAAAAGGAUGACGCUGAAAAAGAUAAUAUUCCAUCGCAUCCCCAAUCGCUCGAAGUCAUAUCACAAAUGCCACAUCAGUCAUUGGUACAUCCACAAAGUCUCGAGAUCAUUAGGGCGCCAAGUAAAAUGACAAAUCCUACAGAUGACAAUAAUCUUCCUUUAUACCCUCAGAGUUUAGAAAUGAUUAAUUCUAAAAAGACUUUACCGCAAAAUACGUUGAAGCGAAAUAAACUUCAAUUGCUGCCAUAUCUCAGCUGUGGCUCAGAAAUUGUACAUCCAAUAGCUGAGCAAAGCGACGAACAAAUUCCUAGUGAUAAUACUGGACGUUACAAUCAAGAUUCUCAACCUCAGGAUUCUCUUAGCCCAUUGUUAACACACGAAGAAGAGGAAAGAUAUUUAAGAUAUAUUGUAGAUACUACCGUGGACAAUGACUCAGCCAAUUCACGAGACGCUUUGUUAGAAGCUGAGACAAAGCCUUCGGGAAGCAAUAGUAAUCGGCGUUUUAGUAAUACUAGUCAGAGUAGUUGGGAUUUAUCGGAUGGCGAAAGACGCAAAGAAAAACGUAGAGACAGAUCGAAACAUCAACAACAGCAGCAAACGUCUUCUCAAGCUGAUGAUCAAACAGCAAAUUCAGGCAGUAUUGUUGGUAUCGAUUGGUUAUUUGAAAAUGGAGAAGGUGAACCAUGGACUAACAAAAUUAUGUGGACUUCACAGAAAUCUGACGACACCGAUGCGUCAGAUAGUAUACAAACCGCUAGUACUGAUUAUUUACCAAGUAAAGAUCCAGAUUCAGGUUCAUCGAGCACAACGACCCUUAGUAUAGAAAAUGAAGUGAAGCGCAAGCUGUUACCUCAACAAGAGCAUUCAUCCCAAACUACAGAUGUCGACAGUAAGCGUCAACAGGGUGCGAUACCGAAACAAAAUAAAUCCAAAUUAAACGUUCCUGUUAGUCCUGUUGAUGAGACUUGUAGUAUUACGGAAUCCAAGAAGCAAAAUUCAGAAGAUUUAAUUAGAAAUGUACCUACCAAAAGAAGAGGUCGAGCUCAAAACCGCGACCGUAGGAAUCGAUGGCUUACUUCUCUUCAUGCAGCUAAUGCUUCAAAUGCUCAGAAUAUUUCUAAUACUCCUAAUAUGUCAACUUCGCUUGUUCCUUUAGGUUCAACAAACAGAAACCAUGAGAAUCGAUCGGGCAGUACAAGCGUAAUGGUUUACCGACCGUUGACGUCUGGAUCAAAUCAAGAUAUCGACGGAUUACUGCAACCAUCACCAGCGGCAGUACCACUUUUAGCAGCUAUAAUGAGCCAUUCUAAUUACACACAGAGGAUAUCUGGUGCUGUAGCUUUGCCUGAGCCUCAUCACCAUCAUCACCACCAUCAUCAUCAUCACCAUCAUACGCAGCAGCAGCAGCAACAGCAGCAGCAGCAGCAGCAGCAACAGCAACAGCAAGAGCAGCAUCAAAAUCAAAAUCAACAUCAGUUUCAACAUUCACAAAUUCGUUUACAGCAGCAACAAAUACAAGCUAGAGAGGAUUUAAAGGCAGCACAUUUAAACGAAGUUCGAGGAUCUCGAUCUCAAAGAUAUAAACGUUUACAUAGAGCAAAUAGAGCCAGACGUAACCGACCUCGAAGUGGUCAACAGCAAACGCAACCAUCACAAGCGCCUCAACAACAGGAAGAAGAAUACAUUACUUUAUCACACUUUUUUCAUCAUCAUUGGCCGCCUAUACCACCCGAUACAUCAGAAGAAUCAGCUAUACGUUAUUUUUGCAAUGAAAGAGGGCAAUGGCUCGCCUAUACAAUCGAUGAUAACUCACAAUCUGCUGCUUGUGGUCCUGCCUCACUGACCACUUGUGAAUUACCCGUUGGAGCACGAGUUUUGACUUCUGAGCAAAACGAUCAGCUCGUAAAUCGAAUGUUAAAUCUCAACCAGAAUCUCAACCGGAAUGCUUAUUAUGAUGGUAAUUACGAGCUAUCUGAGAUUCCUGAUCUAUCCAAAAACAGUUAUAGCAGUUUGUCGUUGAAUUCGGCUGGUCUUACUGUAAUAAUCGAUACGCCGUCAACGGAGUCACCUCCUGCUUUGACCUCACCUAUUCACAGUGUAACGAACAUAACUUCGAACAAUUCAGGAAGCAGUCAUAGUAACGCUGUUAGUAGUACAACAGCUUCCAAAUUACCGGGUUCUGCGAAUCAAUCAAUGCUUCUUAAUGCACCAAAUGGAAGAGGUUCGCCUUACCGCACUAUAACGGAUUCUUUAACGGAUCGUAAUCGUAGGUUGCAAAACAUAUUGGGUAAUUUAGAUGCAGCUCAUCCAGGUAGCAGCAGUACUAACGUUGAUACAGUUGGAAGUCUUUUGCAGCCAGCGAACAAUCAGCAGCCUAACACAACGUCGGAAAAUCUGUCGUGGAAUCGUUUUGUCACGGAGUUUAUAGGUUUUGAAGAGGGUACUCAGCCAAAACCCAAACCAGCUCGUCAUUAUUAUAAAUGGAAAGUUUGGAAACUCCCUGAGAUAAGGGUUCAUUUCGAUCGACUUUCACUUGUGGCAUUGCUUGAUCGCAACCUCACUAUUUUUGAGUCCAUCAUAGCCACACUUCUUGCUGUUAUGGUGGCUGGAUUGGCGCUGGUUAUUCUGCAAAGAGGCUUUUACAAAGAUAUUUUUGCCUUCAUAUUUUGCUUCGUUACGGCGGGUUGUCAAUAUUCCUUGUUGAAAAGUGUUCAGCCUGAUGCAGCAUCGCCUACCCAUGGCUUUAACAGAAUCGUUGUGUUUUCAAGGCCUGUAUACUAUAUAAUAUGUACAAGUAUAGUUCUGAUUCUCGAAUCAUCCAUAAAAAAUUUUGAAGGCUCAGAUUUUAGAGUCUACGGAAUGCAGAUGCUUAAUUAUGAUGUCUUGUUGCAAUCACGUGACGUAAUGCUUGUUUUUUUGCUAUGUUUCCCACUUAUAUUUUCAUUUGGGCUCUUUCCACAAAUAAAUACAUUUGUUAUGUAUCUUUGUGAGCAUAUCGAUAUACACAUUUUUGGUGGCAAUGCCACAACAAGUCUCGUUUCCUCCAUAUAUUGCCUUUUUAGAAGUGUUUUAACCGUGAUGACAUUGUAUGGUUUCGCUUAUGGAGCUCUUAUGGAACCAAAAUCUUCCCAACACAUACUAUUUUCCAUAUUCUGUGGACUCCUUGUGGCCGUUUCAUAUCAUCUUAGCAGAUCUUCAUCAGAUCCGAGCGUGAUAUUUGAUAUUAUCAAAACGAAUCUCUGGCCACCAGACGUUUAUCUCGAAGAGAGACAAUCACAAAUUAUAGAAAAUGCAUCUACACGACAAGAAGCGACUGCAGAAUCAAGUAAACUAUCAAAAUCAAAAUCUGUAGCCAAAAAGAAAGAUGUCAAAAUCAAUAUGGGCGAACAAUCGUCGGAUUCGGAACUAUUUGAUCCUCUACCGCAGAAGUUACGUGCAACGGUCAAGGCUAGAUUGAAAAAUGAUCUCAUCGUUUGUACGGUGAUAGGCAUUUUAUCAUUUGCGAUUCAUGCAUCCACGGUGUUUACCGCGUUGCAACCUGAAAUCAAUCCUGUGCUGUGGUUUUUUACCGGAUUUUUGGGAUUAUUAUUGCAUUAUAUCAUGCCGCAAAUGAGAAAACAACUGCCAUGGCUGUGCUUGUCAAAACCUGUUUUAAGAAAUCAUGAAUUCUCACAAUUUGAAGUGCGUGAACCAGUGAAAAUCAUGUGGUUUGAAAAGAUAUACGUUUACUUAAAUUUCUUCGAACGCAACAUUCUCUAUCCAGUUGUGUUUUUGGGAGCUUUAACAGAGUCGUCAACAAAAAUUUCCACAAAAUUUGGACCAAGCCUGGGUGCUUUAAUAAUUGUCAUCUGCGGCUUGAAGGCUUUGCGUUCCUCUUAUUCAGAUUCGUCGUCGCGUUACUUAGUGCUGGUAUUUUCCGCACUACUUUUUCGCUACGAUUUGCAAGAAGAAUACAGCGAAACGUUUCUUAUCGACUACUUCAUCACAGCUAUAAUUUUUUCCAAGAUGUACGAAUUACUGCUGAAAAUACGAUUCAUUGUCACCUACAUUGCACCUUGGCAGAUUACCUGGGGAAGUGCCUUCCAUGCGUUUGCUCAACCUUUUUCAGUACCACAUUCGGCUAUGUUGUUUUUACAAGCUGGCAUAUCAGCUCUGUUAAGUACUCCUUUGAAUCCGGUCCUUGGUAGCGCUAUUUUUAUUAGCAGCUACGUGCGACCUGUAAAAUUUUGGGAAAGAGAUUACAAAACGAGGCGGGUUGAUCACUCAAAUACAAGAAUGGCCCAGCAUCUGGAGCGAAAUCUCGGAGCGGAUGACAAUAAUCUUAAUUCAAUAUUUUAUGAACAGUUGACCCGAUCGUUACAGCACAGCCUUUACGGCGAUUUAGCACUCGGUCGUUGGGGUAGCGUAGAACAGGGUGACUGCUUCCUACUGGCUUCCGAUUAUCUCAACUGCCUAGUACAUAUUGUCCAGCUCGGUAAUGGUUUAGCAACCUAUCAAUUAAGGGGGCUAGAAUUCCGAGGAACUUACUGCCAGCAGAGAGAGGUCGAGGCCAUAUCGGAAGGUAUAGAAGAUAAUGAUAACUGCUGUUGUUGCGAGAUGGGUCAUUUUUCUCAUGUAUUGAGUGUCAAUGCUGCUUUUAGUCAACGAUGGCUUGCAUGGGAAGUUGCAUCUUCGAAGUACGUUUUAGAAGGAUAUUCCAUUUCUGAUAAUUCAGCUGGAUCGAUGCUGCAAGUUUUCGAUUUUAGAAAAGUUCUUGUUUCUUAUUACGUCAAGAGUAUCAUAUUUUAUGCUAUCAAAUCUCCGAAACUCAAACAGUGGCUAGCUGACCCAGAAAUUGUUGACCCACUCAAGCCAACCCUUGAGAAGUCAUUCGUGGAUCUUGACCCCGUAUUCAACAUGAACAUAGAUGAAGAUUUUGAUUACAGAGCAAGUGGUAUUACAAGAAGUAGUUUUUGUAACAUUUAUCUUGACUGGAUUCAGUUUUGUGCUAAUGAACAAGACAAAGUUCUUGAAAAAUCUCGAGAUUCGAGUCUGGUGUCACUCUGCCUCUCUUUGAGCUUGCUUGGUCGUCGUGUACUUGGCGCUGCCUCUCACAAUACCGUAUCAAGCGUUGAAUUCUUUCUUUAUGGUUUGCAUGCAUUAUUCAAAGGUGAUUUUAGAAUUACAUCUGCUCGAGACGAAUGGGUUCUGCAUGACAUCGACCUGUUAAAUACUGUCGUUGCAAAGGGAGUUCGUAUGGCUUUGAAAUUACAUCAGGACCACUUUAUGAGUCCUGAUACGUACGACGAGGCUUCAGCUUUGCAUGAAGCAAUAGUAAGUCAUGAUCGUAAUCUUGUCAUAAGCCAUGAAGCCGAUCCACUUUGGCGAAAGGCUAUUUUAAGUGGAGCUCCUAGUUUGUUGGCCCUCCGGCAUGUGAUGGACGACGGUAUCGAUGAAUAUAAAGUCAUCAUGCUGAACAAACGUUUUCUUAGUUUCCGGGUAAUUAAAAUGAACCGUGAGUGCGUUCGCGGUUUAUGGGCUGGUCAACAACAAGAGUUGAUUUAUCUUAGGAAUCGCAAUCCAGAAAGAGGCUCAAUACAGAAUGCCAAACAAGCAUUGCGAAAUAUCAUUAAUAGUUCUUGUGACCAACCUAUUGGAUAUCCAAUAUACGUUUCUCCUCUGACGACUAGUUACGCCGAAACAAAUGAACAAUUGUGUUCAGUGAUUGGCGGUCCAUUGAGUUUUAGCUCGAUUAGGAACAAUCUUUUUAAAUUAUGGAGAAGAGUUCGACGGAGAUGCGGGCAAGGUUGUUCAUCUGGGGGAACUGGCUCGCACGAUGAUGGGGGUUUUGGAAAUGACGGCGUAUAUGCAAUGACUACAUACAAUGCACAUACAGGUUACGGACAACCAGGGCACAAUGCCUCUGGAUCGCAAUCAAUGGAAUCUGGUUGCCAAAUUGGGGGUUCCACGACAGGUCGCAGUUCCCUCAGUAGAGGUAAUACUAGUUCAGUUGGUGGUUGUCGAGGUUCUUUAGCUUCAAUGGGAAAACCAACGAGCUCAACAUUAGCUAGUUUAGCUGGUCUAUUGAGUAAUACAGACGUAAAAGUAGAUGCCAAAAGCAGUGAGACAAGUUUUACGACCAAAGUCGAAAAGGAGGAAGUCUUCCAACGGGUUCGAAUCAUGGAUCCGAAUCAUGUGUACGAUGCAAUUAAUCUGGGCCGUCGUAUUGAUGUCAUUUGGCCCGACGAAAAAAUGCGCCAAAUGGGUGGCCGUUCGGGGUGGCUUAAUUGGGUACCCGAACGUGGUAUGGAGGGUUGCGUAGUUCAUCGUUGGUCACCAAAUCAUAGGGAUCCUAACAGGCGCUCGCACGUUGACAAGGUCAUUUUGCUUGUUAAAAUAGACGAAAAAUACGUGCCCAUUGCUGAGCAAGGUGUGCGGGAUCUUGGCGCUGAAGUUUAGUAUAAGAUUUCCCUUUUGAGUAUUAGCUAUAGCUUACUUUGAGAAAAGUGGAUUCUUAAUUGUCCUCUUUUCUACCUUAUAAAAUUGUAAAUAGUUCAGUCGGUUGCAACAUAUACAGAACUUAAAUUAGAUUUAAAGGCUUGUGGAAAACAUGAAUUUUAAUUCAUCGCACUGUUUCAAAGCGGCUCGUAAAAUUGUAAUGAAUUUAGCACAUACCAAAUAAUCAUUUAAAAUGACUUUUCAUAGGUCAAUUUAUGAGCUAGGAUGAUUAUUUACAGUUAGCUAUCUUAUAGAAAUCUAAAAAAUUAUUUUUUAAGUCAAAAACAAGUGAUAGUCUUAAUGUGAUAUGAAAACCAUGAUCGUUAUCGUGUACAGUUAAACGUUAAAUAUUUCAUACAUAUUGCAUUUAAUAUACUUUGUCCUUGAAAUGUUAUAGUUGUUAAACAAAUUAUACUAAAUGCAAAAAAUCUAUAUAGAAACUGCAUUCAAAUAUAUUCAAACUCAAAUCUCAAUAAUUGGCGUAAUUGAACAAAAAUCGAAAAUAAGCAACCACUGUGUAUAAUUAGCACCGAUGAUUAAGAAAAUCUUAAGGAAGUUAAGAAAAUAUUUUCAAUAAAAUGAUCUACGGAUCUACGCUCCGUGGUUGUUUUGUAAAAUAUCAAAUUAGAUAUUUAGUAUUAAAAAUAAUAAAUCUACCGAAAAUGGUAAAAAUUUGUUAGUUAUGUCACGGUUGAUCUUGAUUGCACUUAAAUGUUCAAUAGACAGUUUUUACGAACAUGGUAUCUUUUAAAUGAUUGAUAGUAGUAGCUACCGUUAAAUUACUAAACAAACUUGGCAUCGUAAUAUGUUUUUGUAAUAAUUAUUGCUGCAGCAACGAAUGACAAUGGUUGAAUAAUGUAAAUAGAGGGUAUGAUUGUGAUUUUCUAUACUUUUGUUACUUUUUUAAAUGCCUAAUAAAAAUAUAAAAUCCAUCCGUUUCUGUAAAUAAAGACGAUUUGAAAAACGGAAAAUCUGUUAUGAAGAUAAAUGUUUAGACGAUACUGUGUAAAAACUAGAAGAAAAAUUCAGGUUCUUCAUACAUAUCGGUGCUUUUGAAUGUUAGAAUGCUUCUUUUUUGCAUGAUAACUUGGAAUUGUCUGUUAAAAGUAUAAGCAAAUGAUUAUCCAUACUUUUGCUCAAGCUCACAGAUAUUUUCUAGAAAAUUUCUACGCAUAGUACAGAAAUAUUAUAUUAUUGGUCUGUUUUCGACGCACACAAAACAUCUAAAAUUGGCUUCGUUGAAUCAAACUUUCAAGUGCUCUCAAAAUUAUGCGAUAUUCUAUUUUCAAUAACAUUGUUUUUUGUUCUAAUCUUUGGUCUUAAAAUUAUUUCAAUGACAGGACGAUAAUUAAUUUGUUUUAAUUAAUUAUAUCAAUUAAAAUUGGUGGAAGAAUUACUGAAAACAGAUAGAUGUUAUAAAAUAAAUGUAACAAAAAUAGUUUGACCAAAAAAAUUUACAUUAAUAUGUGCUAUUUAUAAAAAAAAUAAACAAAAUAACACAGCCAGCGUUAAGUCGUGACAUGGCCUUAUAUGACGGUGUGCAUCACCUGACUGAAUAACGGAAAUAUAAAUUAUAUAUAUUUAUACAUAUUAAUUGGAUUAGCUAGUCUUUUAACUGAAGAUAUGAGUACUACUACUGCUCGCUGCCAAGAGAACAGUUGAGUCUGAUUAUCCGGAGAAAAUAAUAUGUAAUUGAAAAAUUAAUAUCAAUUGUACUGGUAUUUCAUUUUUACUUGAAGGACAAGAACUAUCUUAUAGGUAAAUGAUCAACAAUAUUGCGUACAAAAAAUGUAUGACUAUAUAUAUCUUUUUAAUCAUGCAAUGAUAAUCGUUAUUGUUGAGAUUUAUAAAUAUCUACUUUUACUUCAUACGAAAAUUGAAUUAAGUGUAUGGAAAAGUAAAUCAAAUAUUGAAUCUAAAUCAUGCAUUUACUAUAAUUUCAAACAUCGGUAAUUUCUUCCAUUACUUCUGAACCAUUAUUGUUGUUAAUAUUCUAUUUCAAAUCAUCAGUGCAAGCCGUUAUUUACGUACAAAAGUUUACAAGUAUAAUUUUUUACUUGAAGUAUUGAAAGGUUCUCGAGUCUCUAAAGAAGAAAAUCAUUUUAAUUACGUCUUCUUAGAAUUCUACUUCAAAUUCAUCCAAAAAAACUAGGUGAAAGUCUAAAAAAAAUGAAGAGAAGACAAUCACUAAGUUUUUCCGAAAAAUAUUCUAUGAAAAUUUGGAAAAGUGUGUUUGAGAAUCUUCAUUUUUGCUUAGGCUUCAGAAUUAUCUCUAAGAAAAACUCAAUACUCGAAUAUGACGUUAGAAACUUUUACCUUAUGUUGAUAUGCAGGGAAUAUUCCUAAUAGUUAAUGUUUGAAAUCCCAGCGUUUAUAAUUGGUAAAAAAGCUUUUAGCUUUUAUAAUUAGCACUGAUGUAAACAGUCUGCAUAUAAAUGCAAUAGAAAAUUUUGAUGAUCUAUGGAAUUGUUAAAGUUUAUUAAAUUCAAGAAUCUCUAAUUUCAAAGGCGUGCAUCUUGAUUGAAUUCAGAACUCUAUAAACCUUGUUACAAUCAUUUGAACAAUUUCUGCCAAUGUACACACUGCCAUGUGAUUCAUCUUAUAUAAAGCGGUAUUUUUUAAAUAUACUAAUUAAACCAAAUUACAAAUCUUAGUAAAAUAAAAGUUCCGUUUUUAAUAAAAAUCAACUUAUAAACUUAACGCGCCAAAUUGAUUAUCGGUAAUAAAAAAAUAUAUGACACUCAUUGUGUUUCUAUUGGUAAAAGUUUAAUGUAAAGUAUUGAAAUGCUGUAAUUCAGAUUUUUUUUAUCAAAAAAUUGUGUAUCAUCGCAUAUAGUAUAAUAAUGUAAACUACACAGAGAAAUCUAACAAGGGUUAACUAUGAAAAUUGCUAUGAUAAAAAAUAUUAAUUAUAAAUAAAAAUGAGUUACUUUUUUAAAAAUGUACUUUAAUUUUUAUUAAACAACAACCUUGCUUAUAGUACAUUAUGAUUUUCAUACAUGUUACUUUAUUUGUGGCUAAUAAAGGCAUUUGAGCAUCA